Messenger RNA from Penicillium olsonii, 1758 nucleotides. Lineage: Eukaryota; Fungi; Ascomycota; Eurotiomycetes; Eurotiales; Aspergillaceae. The record is from the annotation of a GenBank genome assembly.
AUGGACGACCUGGCAAAGGGCCAAUUCUUGUCGACGGCCUCGCCACAGGCUCCGUCUACUAUUGUGUCUACCCAACAAAACAGAUUAGGAAGCGGCGAGUUUCCGUCCGAGCACACUCUAGAAAACGAGGCAAGCGAGUCUCUAGGCGAGAGAGCCGUGCUUGAGAAACAGAUACGAUGGAAAAUCGAUCUGCGCCUAUGUAGCAUCGCAGGCCUGCUGUGCAGUCUCAACCUGCUCGAUUCAGGAAUUCUGUCCUCUGCAUCGGUGACAACCAUGCUUGAGGACCUGGAAUUGAACCACGGCAACCGAUAUUCCGUGUCUAUUUUCAUUUUCACAAUCGCCAAUGUCGCAUUCCAGCUACCAUGUACACUGGCAGUGCGGUUUGUUGGACCUCGCAUAUGGUUCGCUAUGAUCACCUUUCUCUUCGGGCUGUUGACGAUGUGUACCGCUUUCAUCCACACCUGGGGCCAGAUGAUCGCGUUGCGGGUGCUACUUGGAAUCGCCAUGUCGGGCAUCUACCCGGGCCUAACCUACCUGAUCAGCACCUGGUAUACGCGACGGGAGCAGCAGCUCCGAUACGCGUACGUGCAGUCCGGUGAAGUCUUGGUCUUUGCUACAGGGAACAUUGUCAAUUUCGGAUUGAAUCACCUAGACGGGAAGGCUGGUCUGGCUGGAUGGCGCUGGAUGUACCUGGUUCAAGGCCUCAUCACCUGUGUCUUGGGCGCCGUCACCUACUGGUGGAUGGUCGACUUUCCUGAGAAUGCACAAAACAGCUUUUGCUUUUUGACGGCAAAGGAAGCGCAAUUCGCGUCGUGCCGGAUCCAAGAUGAUCGUGGAGAUCUUAUGCCCGAGCCGUUCUCGUGGGGCAAGUUGUUGUCUGCCUUUAAGGAUCUGAAGAUCUACGGAUUUGCAUGCAUGUUCUUCUUGCUGAAUUCCAUCACGACCGCUUUGGCAUAUUUCCUGCCAAUCAUUUUACAAUCUGGGAUGGGCUUCAGUUCGAAUGAAUCCAUCUUGCUCGCCACGCCCCCUUACUAUUACGCCGUGAUUCCCGUUGUCAUCAGCUCAUUUGUUGGAGAUCACUAUGGCGUUCGAGGUCCACUCAUUACGUUCAAUGCCCUCACGCUGAUCGCUGGGUUUUUGAUGUUCGGUCUUCCGGCAUCCUCACAUGUAGCUGUGCGGUAUACUGGGACGUUCCUUGCAACCGGUGCCUAUGUUUCGAACUGGGCGGCCCUCAAUGCUUUCCAAGCUAACAAUAUCGUUGGCCAGUGGAAGCGGGUGGCAACUGCAGCGACUAUCACUGCUAUGAAUGGCUUGGGUGGGGUAGCAGGUAGCUACAUUGUGCGUCAACAAGAAGCACCACAAUAUUUAACCGCAGUUUGGGUAUCGAUUGGCUCUCAUAUCCUGCUUAUUGGUAUACUGGGUGUAUUCACGAUCUACUUCUAUAUCGCCAAUCGACAGCAAGCAAGUGGCGCAAAAAUACUUGAGGGUUUGGUAUGUAUCUUUUGUCCAACCUGGAAUUUGAUGGCAACUAAUCUAUGGGGUGCAGCCUGGCUUUCGAUACACGUUCUGAUCUUGGACCCGACAAAUUGUUGGCUCCCAGUACACCCGUCUUGCUUGAAACUUUAUCCUCAAUUCUUCAUCAAAAGAAGCAUUAGCCAUGCUGAUGAAAAGGACUAUAUGGUUAUGAUGCCGAGCGAUAUAUGCCUAGUGCACUUCAUAUAUACCACCUUGGCAAUACCCAGACGCUAUGACUCUUAA